AUGAUCGAAAUGAAAACUAUUCAGUGUUGCUUGAUUAUUGCGCUUGUACCAUUUUGUGCAUCAGUUUUGGAUCUCUUGAAAAUGACUAAAAAAGACAGAAAACCUACUAGCAAUCUUUCAAAACGCUUUGCUCUACCAGAUUGUCGUACUUGUCAACUAAUUGAACCGCCAAACUGUUCAAUUUUUAUUGGCCGUAAAUGUUCAAUGCCUAAAAUUUUAUAUAAUUUCGCAGAGAAAUGCUUGAAAAUGGAAGUAAUGUGUGGUACUAAGCAAUUGGCGAUUCUCGGAAGUAUUGACGGGUAUAAUAACUGUUUUGAAUUCGACUUAUAUUUUCUGGCUAGACCACGUGGCAAGUGGUGGAUAACAAUGACUAGAGACAAGCAUUUAACGGAAGGCAUUCGAAUGGUGUUGCUUUCAAACUGUACUGAAGGAAAACUUUGGCAGGCAGAAACUGAAUUACAUAAUUAUGUUUUUAGCGGUGAUUAUGCCAAAGCAGGUGAAGAUGACACGAAACAUCCAACAUACGGUAUCCACAUACUUCGUAAGUUAAAUGAAACAGCUGCAUUUCCUGUUAAAAAAUCUCACGUUCCUGUACGUAAAUAUUUAUAUUGUAUGACUGACAAUCGCUGGUAUUACCGAUCAGUAAAUCCUGCCGUGAUUAUUCGUAGUGAUCAAAUAUACUGCAUAUAG
Thelazia callipaeda (thelaziosis nematode) is the source of this 690-nucleotide messenger RNA. NCBI's taxonomy places the organism in Eukaryota, Metazoa, Nematoda, Chromadorea, Rhabditida, Thelaziidae. The record is from the annotation of a GenBank genome assembly.